ACGUCACACUCUCGCGAGAUGAGACUUGAGCUGUCGGGAUUAGCCGCUAGGCCGGAGUCGAGGAGCUGAACAUAAAUGGCGUUGUUGGACGUAUAAGCCUCGAACAGGGACUGCGGGUUGUGUUAAGGAAAGCGCCAGUGCUGGGCGAGUUCUGGGUUUCUGCUCCAAGAAGAUUCCUCAAAAGUUCCUUUUGGUUUAACCAAAUUCUAUAUUUAUAGUGCGAGACUUGCCAUUUGGCAUUUUAGAAAUCAAGGAAAAAAAAUUGUGCUACAAUGUCAAAGUCUUUUCAACAGUCAUCCUUAAGCAGAGACCUGCAAGCCCAUCAUAGGCGUGAUACUACAGGAACGGGUCUACUUACUGCUAAUCAGUCAUUAUCUAUUCCAUCUUCUCUUGGAAGGAUGAACCAAGGGACUAGCCGUCUUGCUAGUUUGAUGAAUUGUGGAACAAUUUCUAAAUUAAAUCAGCAAGGACCUCCUUUAUCUAGUUCCACUUCUCACAGCUUGUCAUCUGUCUUUGGCAUCGGUACCAGAGCUCCUCUAUCUUCACUUCGAGGAGAUUCUGAUCAGGCCAGUAAAAUUUUGGCCAGCUUUGGUCUUUCCUCAAGGGAUUUGGAUGAAUUAAGCCGUUAUCCUGAGGAAAAGAUUACUCCAGAAAACUUGCCACAAAUUCUUUCGCAGCUUAAGAGGAGGAGAUCAGAUGACAUUCCAUUGGGGAAUUACAGAGAAGGUAGAUCAGCUCGGGAGCAGUUAAGAGUUCCUAGUGAUGAAUGGGAGGAUGAAAGAACCUACAGGAGAGGACGUUUUGAUGAUCGGCUUUCAAGCCUUAACCCAGUGGUUGACUAUGACCAUGGCAAUCACGCACAAGGGUCUAACUAUCGUGAUCGAAUGGAAUUUAAAAGUGAUAGGCUAAGAGAACAUGAAAGGGAUAGUGAAGAGAAUCUCUAUUGUGAUACCCCAUAUCAAAAAUAUGAAGAUGAUUAUGAGAGACUGAGGUACAGCAGAUCUCAAGAAAUGUUUGAUAAAAACAGAGGUUUGCCCUCAAGUAGCAAUGUUGAGGAUUUCCAUGGAUUGUUACCAAAAAAUUACCCACAUGUCUGUUCUAUAUGUGAUAUGCCUGUUCAUUCAAAGCAGGACUGGACUCAACAUAUCAGUGGACCAACUCACAGAAGACGCAGCCAGCUUCUUCUUGAAAUCUAUCCUGACUGGCAUCCUGAAGCAGGACAUGGCGUGGGUGAUCCGUAUGUGCUGCAUCAGUCUACUAACCCAGCACCAGGAAUUUUGGGACCUCCACCUCCCGCCUUACAUAUGGGAGGUGGCCAAGAUGGAGGUCGAAGAAGUCACAGAGGGCACCUAGAUCUGGGAGAAGACAUGCCAGGAGCAAGAAGCAUCCAAAAAGGCAGACAGGAUAACAGUAGAGUUGUUCAUGUCAUGGAUUUCCAAAGGGGAAAGAACUUAAGACACCAGCUCUUGCAACUUGCAGAGCCAUUUGGAGAAAUUUCAAACCAUCUAAUUUUAAACAAAAUAAAUGAGGCGUUUAUUGAAAUGUCGACUUCUGAUGAGGCUCUGGCUGUAGUGGAUUACUAUAGAGCAAAGACACCUCUUGUAUUUGGAAAACCUGUUCGAAUGUAUUUGUCUCAAAAGUAUAAGAGAAUUAAGAAACCAGAAGUCAGGCCUGAACUGAAACCUGUUGUGAAACCAGAUGUUGGUGGUCGUGUGGUUCAUCUUAGUAACUUGCCACAUUCUGGCUAUUCUGACAGUGCCGUAAUAAAACUUGCUGAGGCAUAUGGAAAAGUAAAAACCUACAUAUUGAUGCGAAAGAAAAACCAGGCGUUUAUUGAGAUGGAGAACAAAGAGGAUGUACAGACAAUGAUUGAUAUGUGCGAAAAAAAUCCACUUUGGUUUCAGGGGAAGCAUUUGAAGGUAGACCUUUCUGGAAAAUACAAGAGACUUGUUCUCCGGAUCCCAAAUAAAGCUGUUGAUCAGCUUCAAAAAGAAAAAGAAAGAAGCAGGAAAAGAACACAUUCUCCUGAACAGAAAGAAGGCUCAGCUGAUAAGAAAUUGGCGAAAAAAGAAGGCAGUGUAAAGGCUGAAAGCAGCCUCUCUUCUGCCUUUGUCAAAGACAAGUCUUCCCCUGGAAAAGAUUCCGAGGAAUUCAGUAAAAACCCUGAGGAAGAGACAGAGCAACAGGAACUUGUUACAAUUAUGGAUGAAAGUGAUUAUUUAGUGGAUGAGGAUGGGGAGGAAGCAGCAGGCACACUUCUGGAGACCAGUAGCUCAGUUGGAGAUGAUGUUGAGCAGCCUUAUAAUAGUGAUCCCAAUAUGAUAGAGAUGGAGGUGGAAGGAAAUAUGAUAAAUGACCCUGCCAGUGUCCCCAGCUCUACUGAAACAGCACAGGAAAAACUAAAAAGGAGUUUGCAUGACUUCCCUGGCAAUAUGGAGGACUUUGUUACUCUUGAUGAAGUUGGAGAUGAAGAAGACUUUGAAACCCAAAAGAUAAAAUCUGGUUUUGUAGAAAAUGUACUUGAUUCAGCACCUGAUAUUAAUGAAAGCUUAACUGACAUUGUUAUGGCAAGCACAAGUGUUGAAGAGCCUGAGCCUGACCCUGAACCUGAACUUGAUAAUGAAGCCACCAUUGAAAAGGAGCAAGAAAUUAUUAAAGAACCAAUGGAAAUGCCAGACAACCUUGAAACUCACCACAGUGAGAGUUCUGUUGAACAGAGUAAUGUAAAAGAUUUGCUAAAGGAUUAUACCAUUGGCCCUUUUCAACCAGAUAAUCCUGUUGGUGUUGAGUAUGUCAUUCCAAAGACUGGCUUUUAUUGCAAGCUCUGUUCAUUAUUCUACACUAAUGAAGAGGCUGCUAAAAUUAGCCAUUGCAGCAGUUUGCCUCACUAUCAGAAACUCAAGAAACUCAUGAACAAGAUGGCAAAAAACCUUCAGAAGAAAGACUAAAAGUAACCGCAAGAAUGGAACGUUUGGAUUUCGUUCUUUCUUUUUUAUAAUUGUUUUUUUGUGUGUGCUUGUUUUAAUUCAGCUAUGUUCUGGAUAUCAGUAGUACAUUUGGGUUUCUAGAGUUCCAUGAAGCAUUUUAGUCCACCAAAAUGUAUGUGGUACAUGUUUUAUUGCUGAUUAACAUUUCCUGCAUUUCUCAGAUGUAUGAAUAAAUACUGUUAUGAACAGAGGU
Messenger RNA from Xenopus tropicalis (tropical clawed frog), 3180 nucleotides. It is a transcript of the gene matr3, whose product is annotated as matrin 3. NCBI's taxonomy places the organism in Eukaryota, Metazoa, Chordata, Amphibia, Anura, Pipidae. The record is from RefSeq and is a predicted model, not a curated record. Bases 273 to 2948 code for a protein of 891 amino acids. The transcript has 15 exons. Gene Ontology annotation, cellular component: nucleus. Gene Ontology annotation, molecular function: zinc ion binding; nucleic acid binding; RNA binding.